AACAGAGGGCGUCGGGCCCCUCCGGGCUGGAGAUGCUCCGAGCCUGCGCCUGCCCCCUCCGGGUCGGACUCGGGAGAGACCGAGGGGUGCCUCCUCCUGGACGGCGGCAGCGGCGGCGCGAGGAGCCGGCCGGCAGCAGCGCGAUGGGACCCCUCCGGGAGACCAAGAAGGAGCAAAGAGUGCAGCAUCAUGAGAAGGAGAUUUCCCGAAGCCGAAUUCCCCGUUUGAUUCUUCGGCCCCAUCUGCCCCAGCAACAGCACAAAGUGUCCCCAGCCUCUGAGUCUCCCUUCUCGGAGGAGGAGAGCCGAGAAUUCAACCCCAGCAGCUCUGGGCGCUCAGCGAGGACCAUUAGCAGCAACAGCUUCUGCUCAGAUGACACCGGCUGUCCUAGUAGCCAGUCAGUGUCUCCUGUGAAGACGCCCUCAGAUGCUGGAAACAGCCCUGUUGGCUUUUGCCCUGGAAGUGAUGAAGACUUUACCAGGAAGAAAUGCACAAUUGGAAUGGUUGGUGAAGGAAGCAUCCAGUCAGCUCGAUAUAAGAAGGAACCCAAGUCAGGCCUUGUAAAGCCAGGUAGUGAAGCUGAUUUUAGCUCCUCGAGCAGCACGGGCAGCAUUUCCGCUCCUGAGGUCCAUAUGUCUGCAGCCGGAAGCAAGCGGUCCUCUUUUUCACGCAAUCGAGGUCCCCAUGGGCGGAGUAAUGGAACUUCAUCAUACAAGUCUGGCAACAGCCCACCCUCCCCCCGGGAAAAGGACCUUCUGUCCAUGUUGUGCAGGAAUCAGCUGAGUCCUGUGAAUAUCCAUCCCAGUUACGCGCCUUCUUCCCCAAGUAGCAGCAACUCUGGCUCCUACAAAGGAAGUGACUGCAGCCCAAUCAUGAGGCGGUCUGGAAGGUACAUGUCCUGUGGUGAAAACCAUGGUGUCAAACCCCCAAAUCCAGAGCAGUAUUUGACUCCCCUGCAGCAGAAAGAGGUGACGGUGAGACACCUGAAGACCAAGCUGAAGGAGUCCGAGCGCCGACUUCAGGAAAGGGAAACGGAAAUUGUGGAGCUUAAGUCCCAGCUGGCCCGCAUGAGAGAAGACUGGAUUGAGGAAGAGUGCCAUCGGGUGGAGGCCCAGCUGGCCCUCAAGGAAGCCAGGAAGGAGAUUAAACAGCUCAAACAGGUCAUCGAAACUAUGCGGACCAACUUGGCUGAUAAAGACAAAGGCAUUCAGAAAUAUUUUGUGGACAUCAACAUUCAAAACAAGAAGUUGGAGUCUCUGCUUCAGAGCAUGGAGAUGGCACACAAUGGCUCUCUGAGGGAUGAACUGUGUUUGGACUUUCCCUGUGAUUCCCCAGAGAAAAGCUUAACCCUAACCACCCCUUUUGGCAAGAUGGCGGAUGGGCUGUCUCUGGAAGAGCAGAUCAUAGAGGAAGGGGCCGACAGCGAGCUGCUGGUGGGAGAUAGCAUGGCCGAUGGCACAGAUUUGUUUGAUGAAAUGGUGACAGCCACCACCACAGAGGCUGGCGACCUGGAGCUUCUUCAUUCCACCCCCGGGGCAAAGGUCCUUGAGAUGUUCCCCAUGGUGGUGGAUCAGGAGGAGGGCAGUGUGGUGGUGGAGCAAGCCGUACAGACGGAUGUGGUGCCCUACAGCCCUGCAGUCUCGGAGCUCAUUCAGUAUGUGCUCAAGCUCCGGGACGCCUGUCCUUCGAGUUCAGCGUCCCCUGAUGAGUCUGUGGCUGACUCGACAGAAAGCUUCCCGGAAUCCAUCUCUGCAUUAGUGGUUGAUUUAACUCCAAGGAAUCCAAACUCUGCCAUCCUUUUGUCUCCCGUGGAGACCCCAUACACCACGGUGGAUACGGAAGCUCAUGAAAACCGCCUCAUGAGAGAGCUGGAUUUUGCAGUCUCCACGGAAGAAAGGUUGGAUGGCAUCAUCCAGCUGCCUCGGGGGAGCGUCGGGAGGCAGUAUUGGAGCAGCAGUUUCCUGGUGGAUCUCCUGGCUGUGGCUGCCCCCGUGGUCCCUACCGUUCUGUGGGCAUUCAGUACUCAGAGAGGGGGAACAGAUCCCGUGUACAACAUCGGAGCCUUGCUCCGGGGCUGCUGCGUGGUUGCCCUGCAUUCCCUCCGCCGCACCGCCUUUCAUAUCAAAACCUAAAUAGAAGUGGUUGUUUCCGUGUGCCAGUCUGUCCCGUGUGGCAUUGUGCCAGGUGGAGAAACAGCAGAUCGACCUAUGGCAGUCUCUCUUCUGUCGUUUUGCUCCUCGGUAUUUGAUUUGCACUAUAUUUAGUUGAAGCCUGUUCACUGUCUAAAACCAGAGGUAUCUUCAAAGGCAUGGAGACCUGGUUCAAGUAAAUGUCCACCAGUGUGGUAUAGACAGCAUGCUCAUGACCCUGCCGUGUCGUCUGAGGUACCCGUUCUCAUCCUAGUGGUUCAGGAAGAGAAAAUGCAAGGUUUGCACUUUCCAGACAGCUUCUGUAAGGCUGGCAUGUUAUCUCCUUGCUUUGCUUUAUGCCGUUUUAAAAUGUGUAAUUGUUCCAGCAUUCCAAUGGUCUUGUGCAUAGCAGGGGACUGUAACCAAAAAUAAAAAUGUAUCUGUGUCAUUGGUUUGAAGAAGUCUUGACUAGCUCUUUAGUGUCUUACUUGGGGUUGAUAAGGUUUGAGUGUUUGCAGUUUUUUACUAAACGUAGCUCCAGAGUCUUAAAAUGGCUUGUUCUUAAACCUGUUAAUUGAUGAAACUGUAUGUAAGUUUACAAUGUAUUAACUUAUUUUUUGCUUAUUAUAUAUAGUGUUUUAUUGGAAAUUGUUUGUAACCACGUCAGCAUGGUGAAAAUAAAGAUUAGUGUUUCCAUUUAAAUAAAUGUCUUAUCCCCCUUAAAA
Messenger RNA from Equus quagga, 2854 nucleotides. It is a transcript of the gene SYBU, whose product is annotated as syntabulin. The record is from RefSeq and is a predicted model, not a curated record. The transcript has 8 exons. Gene Ontology annotation, biological process: synapse maturation; axonal transport of mitochondrion. Lineage: Eukaryota; Metazoa; Chordata; Mammalia; Perissodactyla; Equidae. The coding region runs from base 33 to 2132 and encodes 699 amino acids. Gene Ontology annotation, cellular component: cytoplasmic microtubule; vesicle.